AUGCUUUUCCUCCUCUCCCUUCGUGAUUCAAAAACGGUGCUCAUGUCCGACUCACCAGAUUAUAAAGCCCUCUUCCUCAGGGAAAAACGCCGCAACCAGCACACCACGUUUAGUGAAUUUAUCCGCGCCUGCCACAGCCUUCUCUCGACAUCCCUGAAAGUCGAAACCCCAUCUCGGUCCACUCGAGGAACCAUACCACCGCCAACUGGAAAAUAUUGUCCCACACGGCUUCGCCUGUGGGAGGACUGUCCAGCCAGGCAACAAGCAAUCUACGACGCGGUUUGCAGUUACUUGCAGCCAUCAGAGCAAGAUGCACCCCGGCUAUUUUCGCCCUUGGCGGAGCUGGAAGGCCUUGGUCGUCGGUUUAGUCGUCGACCUCUCAGCAGUGAACAAGAUUUAGAAAGUUACGAGCGAUUUGCCGUGGAAGACCACGUGCAUGAUGUGAUUGCGGAACUCUGCAAAAUACGAGAGGCUCGGCAGCGGUUUCGAUUAGGCAACGGCAUCCGUUUCGAUAAUCAUGCGAACGCCCUAGAUGAAGCCGAAGUUGAUCCAUCGGAAGACGAACCAUCUAAUCCCCACCGAGCCCGGCCCGAUCAGUUCUGUAUUCAUCGAAUCGACGACAAUAACACUACCCUCCUCACCACAGUCGAGUAUAAGCCGCCUCAUAAGCUCUCUGUCGAAAAUUUACGAGUUGGGCUUCGGCCGAUGGAUUUCUGGGAAACUGUAGUAAAGCCAGAUACCAUCCCGGUAGACGAGACAGUGAGGUUGAGACACAAUGCAGAGCGGCUGGUGGGUGCAGCGCUGGUUCAGCAUUACCACGUGAUGAUUCAAGAAGGCCUUGAGAUCUCUUACUUAACAAACAGUUUAGCACAGGUUCUCCUCCAUGUCCCAUACGAUGAUCCGAGUACCCUUUGCUAUUAUCUCUGUGAGCCCAACAUGGAUGUGAAUGCAGAGGACGACCAGAGUUUCCAGCAACCUAACACCGCCAUUGCGAGGGUGCUGUGCCUUUGCUUAAUGAGCUCUAGUUUGCCUGUGCGGGACCAAGAAUGGCGAAAUAAUGCACGAGCAGGAUUACAUAUAUGGAAGACAAGUUUUGACCACACAAGGGCCCAGAUCCCCGAGGAAGAGCUCCAAAGAACACCUCCAAAUUCUGGAUAUACCGGCUCCCAACCUACUAGUUCCGAAUAUGCCAGUUCUGAGUAUCUACCGUCAUCACCUCUGGACUCUCAUACAGUCACGGGUCGUCGAGUCUCCACUCGGUCCCGGCCAGGUUGUUCGCCGUCGGAUACAGUGAACCGAAGCCAACGGGAGGACUCACCAGAUCCGGAUUCAAAUCAAGGAGCACCAGCACGAAAGCGAGGCAUCAGCCAGGUCGCAUCUUCUCCACCUACGCAGCGGACAACACGCCAAUCUACUAACGAUACAUGCAACAGCCAACAUCAGCACCGUAUGGUGCCGUUUUGCACACAGCGGUGUCUGCUCGGGCUUCAGCGGAAUGCUCCCUUAGACGCUAACUGCCCAAAUGUAGCACUACAUCAACGAGGCCAAAAUGGCAACCGACACCUUGUCACUGCCGGGAAUCUAGUGGAACUGCUCAAGCGUCAGCUGGAUGAAGACCUCAACCAUAAUUGCACACCGCUCGGUAACUGCGGGGCAUACGGGGCGCCAUUCAAGAUCACUUGUGCUAUAUAUGGUUAUACUAUAGUCGGAAAGGGAACCACCUCUCGCCUCUGGAAGGAAGUCUCCCGUGAGGCUGACAUUUACCACGUCCUUCGAAAAGCGCAGGGGUCUGCGGUCCCUGUUUUCCUCGGAGCUAUCGAUCUCGCAAAAAUUUAUUUUUUGCAUGGAGCUGGAGAGAUUCGUCACAUGUUAUUCAUGGCCUGGGGCGGGGAGAGCACGAGCAAGCUCAAGCGCGGACCGGCCAUGUGGCGUGAGAUUUCGAGGUCAAAGAACGAAAUUCGUGCCUUGGGGGUCGUGCAUCAAGAUCUCCGGCUGGAUAAUAUUCUCUGGAGUUCUGAACUAAAGCGAGCUCUGAUCAUUGACUUUCAUCGCUCCACUCUGGAUCGUCGACCGGGUGGAAAGCGCAUGGCUAGCGUCAAAAGAUCGCUGUGCAGUAUUGAAGCGAGGGAUUCGAAGCGAUUGCGUGUGAAAUAG
This is a messenger RNA of Aspergillus viridinutans, 2154 nucleotides long. RefSeq lists its product as uncharacterized. NCBI's taxonomy places the organism in Eukaryota, Fungi, Ascomycota, Eurotiomycetes, Eurotiales, Aspergillaceae. The transcript has a single exon. The coding region runs from base 1 to 2154 and encodes 717 amino acids. The record is from RefSeq and is a predicted model, not a curated record.